Molecule: messenger RNA, 1688 nt
Organism: Gambusia affinis (western mosquitofish)
Lineage: Eukaryota; Metazoa; Chordata; Actinopteri; Cyprinodontiformes; Poeciliidae
Gene: acat1
Product: acetyl-CoA acetyltransferase 1
Exons: 12
Coding region: 164-1426 (420 amino acids)
Biological process (GO): fatty acid beta-oxidation
Molecular function (GO): acetyl-CoA C-acetyltransferase activity
Source: RefSeq, a predicted model, not a curated record
GAAACAUACUGUGAUUAAACUACAACAACCAUAAUGCCAAGCAACUGAUGACGUCUUCGAAACACACCCCUCUCUGUACUGGCUGCUGUUUUCUUAACCCUUUGCAGUCUGCUGCUUGACUGAAGGUGAAACUCUCCUGCUUUGUUUUGUCUUUGAGGCUAAAAUGUCCUCCGGCAGACUAUUAACCGUGCAGACUCGGACGUGUAGGCGCCUGGCUCACAGUUACUUUGCCAGAACCUACACAUCACGGCCUACGCUUAAUGAAGUGGUCAUCGUCAGCGCUGUGCGAACUCCAAUGGGCUCCUUCAGAGGCAGCCUGGCAGCAGUUCCAGCCACCAAACUGGGCUCUGUUGCUAUUAAAGGAGCCAUAGAGAAAGCAGGAAUUUCUCCUGAAGAGGUGAAGGAAGUUUACAUGGGCAACGUGCUUCAGGCGGGGGAGGGUCAGGCUCCCACACGACAGGCCCUGCUGGGGGCAGGUUUGACAAUUGGGACACCAGCAACAACCAUCAACAAAGUGUGUGCUUCUGGGAUGAAGUCCAUCAUGUUGGCGGCGCAGAGUCUAAUGUGUGGACAUCAGGAUGUUAUGGUGGCAGGAGGCAUGGAGAGCAUGUCCAACGUGCCGUACGUCAUGGCCAGAGAGACACCACCCUACGGAGGCGUGAGGAUGGAGGACCUCAUUGUCAAGGACGGCCUCACAGACGUCUACAACAAGUUCCACAUGGGAAACUGUGCAGAGAACACAGCAAAACAGUGCAAGAUCAGCAGAGAGGAGCAGGACGCCUACGCCAUCAACUCCUACAGCCGCAGCAAAGCGGCGCAUGAGUCCGGCGUGCUGGCCAAGGAGAUCGUCCCAGUCAGCAUUCCACAGAGAGGGAAACCAGACGUGGUGGUGUCCGAGGACGAGGAGUGGAGGAGGGUGGACUUCAGCAAAGUGCCCAAACUGAAGGCAGUCUUCCAGAAAGAGAACGGCACGGUGACGGCAGCUAACGCCAGCACACUGAACGACGGAGCAGCCGCUCUCGUUCUGAUGACGGCAGACGCCGCAAAGAGACUCAAUGUCACGCCGCUGGCUAGGAUCGUCUCUUUCGCUGAUGCAGCAGUUGCACCCAUUGACUUCCCCAUUGCUCCGGCGUACGCUGUACCAAAGGUUCUGGACGCAGCUGGCCUGAAGAAGGAGGACAUCGCCAUGUGGGAGAUCAACGAAGCCUUCAGCGUGGUUGUGCUGGCCAACAUCAAAAUGCUCGACAUCGACCCGGCAAAAGUCAACGUCAACGGAGGAGCUGUGUCUUUGGGACACCCGAUUGGGAUGUCUGGGGCGAGGAUCGUGGGUCACAUGGUGCACAACCUGAAGUCUGGUCAGUACGGACUCGCAGGAAUCUGCAACGGAGGAGGCGGCGCGUCUUCCAUCCUCAUCCAGAAGUUGUAGGGAAAAAAGCUGAGCCUUUUUUCAGCUUUUACAUCGUGUGGUUGCCGGUUGCUCCAAAUGGUUAGGACAUCAACGUGACUGUAAAGAGUCCAUUUGUUACAACUUUAGUUCCAAGGGCCUUAAUCAAACAAAACGUAACACUCAACCCUGAUCUCGUCAUGACUCCAACGUUCCAAACACUCCCUUGUUUGAUGGAAUGUCUUGUCAAAAUCAAAUAUUGAUAUUUAAGCUGUGAAAGGAUGUGAUUAAAUAGUUUUUCAAA